Symbiodinium necroappetens is the source of this 2323-nucleotide messenger RNA. NCBI's taxonomy places the organism in Eukaryota, Dinophyceae, Suessiales, Symbiodiniaceae. The record is from the annotation of a GenBank genome assembly.
AUCAGCUGCCGUGACUGCCUUUGACGCGGUCGCCCAAAGAGAGAACCCAGCGGCAGAUGCUACUUUUGAUGACUUUGGAGCAGUUGAUGAUCAGGAUGUCCGGCGCGCUUUGAUCGCAGUCAUGACGGUGGCAGAGGAAGAACCGCGCGGCAUCACGUUGGGCUGUGUUUGCCCCGCCGGGAAGCAGACAAGGUUGUGCCGGCUGAGCGGCACUACCGGUAUCGAGAUGGAAGAGGAACAGGAGGAAGAGCUCCCGUACGAUGAUCCCGGACAGCAGGUUGCGACUGCCGGUCCAGGAUUCGUUUCGGCAUUGGCAGAUGUGCUCACGCACCUGUCUGCCUUGGCACGCAAAGUGUCCACCCGUAGUGUAGGCAGCUACACGAACGGGGAGGCUUGGCCGAACAUGGCGACCUCGCAGGAGCUUCUGGCACAGAUCGCCGGUGCCAAGCAGACCUUAGAGGAGAGGAAGCAGGCCAACAGCCGGUUGAAGGAGGAGUCGAGUAGAGCGGAGGAGAGACAAAAGCUCCGUAGGCAAUUGGAGGAAGUGCAGAAGCACAUCUCCUACCAGGAGUCCAUCAACAACUGCGAGUGCAACUAUCGGCGCUUGGUCGAUGCGGAUGCGCUGGGGAACACCCCUUCCGAUGGUGUGAAACCUCUAGAGGUCCCCCCACCACGCUUCAACCCUGGGAGCAACGGGGAGCUGGUCCACUGCAGCGAGGUCGUGGUCAAGGGUGACUACGAAUGGCGGAUUGAAGGCAUCUCCUGGCUCAUCAACGCUCUGGAGCAGAACGAGGCCAACUGUGCCGAGAGUUGCACCUUCAUCGUGGCCGGGGAGGAUUUCUCCUUGGUCUACCACCCGGAAGCGGGGGAGGUGGGCUACUUGGGCCAGUCCCAAAGAGGAUCCCUCUGCAUCGUGCACCACAACGGCGACGGCAUCACCUUCCGUUACAAGGCGCUGGUCAAGAACGCGGAGGGCCAAUGGGUCCAGUGGGGCCAAGAGGGAAACGAGUGCCACACCGGAGCGGACACCUCUGGACGAGCUUUCGGACCGGAUGUUUACUUUGCGGAGUCAGCAGAAAUUCCUCCACAUUCUAUGGGAAUCUUCGGCAUGAGCCAUGAGGAGCUCCUGAAGUCGCCAUGGAUCGUGGAUGGCUCCCUGACAGUGAAGUUUGAGCUCGAAGUGCGUCCCAAUGUGGAGUUGGAUCCCAUGCCGCUGCGGAAGCCGGCUAUCGAAGUGCCGGCCCAGUCGCUGUCCAACGACCUGAUGAGCAUGUUUGAGGAGGGUCGAGGGAGCGACGUCACCUUCCUGGUGCAGGGAGAGCGGAUUCCAGCUCAUUCGCAGAUUCUUUGCGCCAGAUCUCAAGUCCUCGAGCGGCAGUUGUACAGUGGAAUGAAGGAGUCCAUCUCCAAGGAGAUUCUGGUAGAAGACACGCAGUCGGCUACGUUCAGAGCCAUGCUCAAGUUCCUGUACACAGACGACCUGGCCAUCAUCGAGGACCUGGCGAAGCAUGCACACGACAGCUCUGGAUCGUCUUGUCUGAAGUGGAAGAUGGCGACGCCCUUUCUCCAAAACCUGUUGAGCCUUAGCCACCUCUACCAGAUUAACCGGCUGCGUGUCUGGUGUGAGCAGAAGCUGUGCGACAACAUCUCUUCCAAUGAGGUCUUCUCCAUUCUCUGUCAGGCACAUCUCUACGAGGCGAAGCAGCUCGAGAAGGCUUGCCUCAACUUCAUCAAGGACAACCUGCCCCAGGUUGUGGCAACGCCCGACUACGGCCGGGGGUGUAAGGAGUGGCCUGAGAUUGUGCUGAAAAUCAGCGCUUCGCUGGCUUGCCUGGACGAGCGCACCGCCCAACCAGCCUUCGAGGCGUUUCGAGACCACAAUUUGCAGAAGGAGAUCUUGGACGGGAAGUUGGAGAAGGCGGAUAGACUCGAGAAGGAAGAGCCCAAGGAGAAAUCGGAGAAGCCAGACAGGUCGGAGAAAGACAACCACAAGGACUACAAGGAGAAGGAGAAAGCGGUGGAGAAGGCCCUUCCAGCGAAGAGGAUUCUCGUGGGCUUGGGCGCUAAAGUCAAAGUCCAACGUGCAGAGUUUGAGAUUUCUGGGCUUCUGGAUCGAGAGGGCUGCUUCAAAGCUUUCAAGGCCGGAAUCCAUGUGCUUCGCUUGUCGGGCUUGAAGACCCGUAACCUGUGUGUUUGCACUCGGUCUGGGAUUCUGUUUGAUGGCAUGUUUCGCUUGAAAAUGUGGAGGAUUGCAAAGUACUUCCAGUGCAGCCGCGAAUGCUUUGUGUGGCUUGGCUACGCAACCUUCGCUUCGAUGCAAUGA